UCCCACUAGUUUAGAACGCCUCGUCAUUUCGGAUCUCUGAAGUUCUGUUAGAGUUUCGGGAUGGUGAAAUAACAGAGAAUUGUUAAAGCUGCGUUUAAAUGGCGGCUAAAUUUAGGCCGACGAAUGUCUUUAGGGGCCGAGGGCUAUUGGCUAGAUGGCUUCACUCGCAAAGUGCGCAUAACCUUCGAGCUGAAAACUCUUCUAAGUUGUCAGCAUACGUGUGGGGUGCUGGAGAUGGUGGACAAUUAGGGACAAGCACAGAUGCUGUAAACACUACUCCACAACACUUUCCCGUCCAUACAAAGGUUUCUAACAUCGGCUGUGGUCAUGGUUUUACUGCUGUUUCGGAGGCUUCUAAUUGUAAGCUAUGGGUCAGUGGUCUGAAUGUGUUCUCGUUAUUUGGUGGAGAGUUGCCCUGGAGUCAAGAUGCUGCUAGCAUACCACGAUCAAUUGACUUGCCAGUGUUUUGCGAAAAGACAAGAAUAACUCAGAUUGCUUGUGGCAGAUCUCAUGCACUAGUCCUAACAGACAGUGAAGGAGUGUUUGUAAUAGGAGGUAACAGUCAAGGUCAGUGUGGUUUUGGUGGAGUUACAGACAAAGUCAAGUCCUUUCAGCACCUCCCUUUGCCAGAUGCGACUGGUGCUAUUGUAAAAGUAGUUUGCGGCAUGGACCAUAGCCUGCUGCUGUCUUGUGAUGGCAAGGUUUUCUCAUGCGGAUGGGGUGCUGAUGGUCAGACAGGUCUUGGCUUUUUUGAUGAUGCUGUUAAGGUAUCACAGCUAGAGGGUGAGCUGUCAGGAGUCAAAAUAAAGGAUAUUUCCUCUGCAGUGGAUUGCUGUCUUGCUGUCUCAGAGGAUGGAGAUGUUUUCUCAUGGGGGAAUUCUGAGUAUGCUCAAAUUGGACUGAUGUCAGAUGAGAAACAGAUUGCCACCCCACGGAGAGCACCAUUGUUGGAGGGCCUUGGGAAAGUCUCUAAAGUGGCAGCAGCAGGAUCAUUUUCAGUUAUGCUACUUGAGGAUGGCUCGAUGUACAGUUGGGGGUAUGGUGUGCUUGGUCACGGCAGUGACGUCACAUUCUCUAAAGAGCCAAUCAGAAUCCAGGCUGUGGAUGAUGUCAGUGAAAGGAUUACUGAGUUAUACUGUGGUCUAGACCAUGCGGCCUUUACAACAGAGAGUGGAAAGCUGUUUGUUUGGGGCCGUGGAGGAUUUGGGAGACUGGGACUUGGAAGCGACGAAGAUCAGUGGAGCCCAAAGCAGGUCGAACUACAUGGAGCUGUAAAAGAUGUGAGCUGUGGCGUAGACCACAUGGGGGUCAUAGUGCAAGAGUCUUCAUGAACACCACGUGCAAAUCACGAUAUGAGAUCAUGUGAUACCCGAAGCCUCGUCCCUAACAGCAUCUGCUCCGUAGACUGUAAGCUACUCACGGUCAGCUCAAUUAAAAUGGCGGGCCUUCUUGGAGUGACGUCAUAAAAAAGAUGGCCGCGCAGCCUAGAUACGCCUAAGGACGAGGCUAUGAUAUUCCCCGCAUAAUGUCAAUCACAUGGUGCGACGCAACAAAGCUGUUGCUGAAGUUUCCAAGAAUCCUCGAAGCGUUUUCAUUGUCUAGCAUCGAAAUGGUAAAAUUACGCCGCCUCUACACAAGGCGCUGAAAGGAUUAAAUGUAAUUACGUACAGUGAUUUGAAUGAAGCCAGGAGUGGUUAAGCAUUUUCGGGAAUUAUUGACAAUAGUUUUAGAAUAUUGUAAGUUGAAGUACACCGCUUAGGAAUUGAUGUAGAUGUAACUUUUUGGAAGUAGUGUAACGCGGGGUGUUAACGUUACCUUUUAGCUCAUGCAGACAAAUGGCAUCCUCGGGGACCCAGGGCGCGCGAGAAAGAAUAGGAGUAAAUGAAGUCAGCGGCGUAGCCAUGAUUUUGAACAUCAUACUUUGUGAUUUUCUAGGAAGUCAGGGUUAGAGCCAAAAAUAACAGUUUCAAUAGCAAUAUUAAUAACCACGCUAGAAACUUUGACGGUCACAAUAGCAACAAUGAUCACUAUAGCAACAGUGAUGAUUACUAUAGCAACAAUGAUCACUAUAGCAACAGUGAUGAUUACUAUGGCAACAGUAGUACAUAUAACAAUAACAAAUGAGGUACACGUAAGAAUUUUUUUAAUUAAAAGUAGUUUGUAUAAUCCAGAACAUUAAAAUCGAUAUAUUAUAUAUCAGGAUGUAUUUAUUUAAGGUAGAAGACUGUUAAAGUUGCUUCAUUAAAAUAAGAAACUAGUUUGCAAAUUGGAA
Messenger RNA from Nematostella vectensis (starlet sea anemone), 2272 nucleotides. Its product is annotated as RCC1-like G exchanging factor-like protein. The transcript has 11 exons. Bases 99 to 1331 code for a protein of 410 amino acids. NCBI's taxonomy places the organism in Eukaryota, Metazoa, Cnidaria, Anthozoa, Actiniaria, Edwardsiidae. The record is from RefSeq and is a predicted model, not a curated record.